Molecule: messenger RNA, 1812 nt
Organism: Caenorhabditis auriculariae
Lineage: Eukaryota; Metazoa; Nematoda; Chromadorea; Rhabditida; Rhabditidae
Source: the annotation of a GenBank genome assembly
AUGUUACGGAUACUUUUAAAUCGAGGAAUCUUAAAGAAUGGAUCAGUUAUUCGUUUUUUAGCGACCAAGGCCAAGAGACCUGAGCCGAAGUUCACCCAAAGUGCUGCUUUUCAAGUUUGUAAUCAAUUUAUCAGUAAAUUUUUGCAAAUUUCGUUUAAAAAAAGAUGUUUCGAAGCUACUAGAAACUAUUUUUCAAUUGAACUUUUCGGAAAAAUAAAAAAAUUUUUUUCAAGUGUUUUUUGAUAGGAUUGAAGUUCGGCUACGAAAAAUUCAAACAAAAAAAGGAUUAAGUUAUUAUUUUUCAGGGCAAAGGUCGACAAUUUGGUUUGCCAAACACGGAAAUUGGCUACGAAUCCACCGAUUCCUAUAAUAACAAGAAAAUUUUCUCGGCCCUUGGCAGUUUACUUGCGUUAAUUGUGUAUUUUGGGUGGUUGAGGUUCGUUUUUUUUUUUGGUUAUUCUGUGCUUGAAUUAGUUUCGGCGAUUUUGAAAUUGACGCGUUAUUUGCUUUGAAUGAUUUGGCGAAACAGGGAAAUUUAGAAUCUUUAAAAAAUGUGUUCCUACAACGAUUGGUGACUUUCACGCGCUAAUUUAAAAUUUCCAUUCAAAAUGCCCGAACAAAAUUUAGGAUUUCGCGCGUGAAAGUCUUGUUGUAGGUCUCAAGUUUUUAACGGCUCUAGUGUUUUUAAUUUUUUUAACGAAAUAAUUCAAAAAAAGUGAAAAAGUCAAUUUUGAAAUCUUCAAUUUUUACUUUGAAGAUGACAUUAGCUUUGAGAAUUUUUGAUUCAGAGAACCUUCAGAUUUUGGAUGAGAUUUGGAGCACACCGCCGCAUAUUCUCACCGCGAAUUUAGAGCGACGGAUGCUCAGAGAGCAAAUUAAGGAGGUUCGAUUUUUGCAUUUUGGAUUAAUUUCUGUUUUUAUUUAUCGUGAGAAUUAAAUAAAAAAAUAUUAGAAGAUAACUUGCUCAGAAAAUAUGCUUCCACUGAGCAUCCGGAUUCGAAUUCCGUUACACUUUUUUUCUAAUUAUUUUUUUUUCUUUCAUUUCUUUCAGUCUCUGAGCUUCAUUUUCAAGAAAGGUUACUUAUUAAAGUUUGAUUUGAUGUAGCAGAUAAAUGGCUUAAAAGUGUCAGCCUGCAAAACUUCAUUUUUUAAGAAAUAGGGUCCUAGGAUGACCCAUUUUGUAAUUUUCUAUGCUUUUUUUUUUUACGAUUCCUAUGGUUUCUUUUUCUUGUUAGAUAGUUUAACGAUAAAAGUUGGAAAAUCGUGGAAUUUAAGCGGGAAACUCGGAAAAAAAACUUCAAGGUGUUCGACACGAAAAAUUACAUAGGUUAUUGUAGGCUGGGCUAGUUUUGGAAAUAGUUGUCUCAACUUGUAUUUCUUUUCUGAACUUCAAUUUUUUGGAAGUUUUGAAUUUUUAUGUGGCAUAACUAUCAUUGAAGAACGGGUGAAAAUCAUUUUCUAAAAAAGUCAAUUCAAAAUAAUCCAUUCAAGGCCUAGAAGUUGUGGAUUUUGUUGAAAAAAGAGCUGAGACCUUCCCGGAGACCUUCUAAAACUUCGCCUAUGACUUUUUCGACACCUAAGCAAGCUAAUAACCAGAAAAUAAAACUCAAAUAAAGUAAGAAUCAAAAUUUCUAGGCUGAGAAGAAAGGCCUGUCGACGGCGCUAUUAAAGGCGCAGCUGGAAUACGUCGACGUCAAGGAGGAAGCCCUUCGGAUCCAGUUCGAGCAGCGGAAAGACGCAGAGGAGAAGAAGAAAGCCCGCAAUCGUGCCGAGACCCGGGAAGUCGCCUCGGCCGUCGUCUCCUCGAUUUGA